Rhinichthys klamathensis goyatoka is the source of this 2777-nucleotide messenger RNA. RefSeq names its product hyaluronidase 2b (gene hyal2b). The record is from RefSeq and is a predicted model, not a curated record. The coding region runs from base 451 to 1911 and encodes 486 amino acids. Gene Ontology annotation, biological process: hyaluronan catabolic process; carbohydrate metabolic process. Gene Ontology annotation, molecular function: hyalurononglucosaminidase activity; hyaluronoglucuronidase activity. NCBI's taxonomy places the organism in Eukaryota, Metazoa, Chordata, Actinopteri, Cypriniformes, Leuciscidae. The transcript has 4 exons.
CUAUUCAUUUCUUUAGCUAUAAAACUUUUUAAUUAGCAUUCUCGUAUUUAUCUCCUCCACCAUCUCCCAUUUCAUCACUUUCGCAGUGAUUUAUUACUCUUGUAACUUCAGUUCUGCUUGGAGUCUUCUAGAUCCCCUUGGCAAGCAGAACCAGGGGGUGCCUGGGGUCUCCUGCAGGGGCUGAUCUGAGACCAGUCUAAACCACUCAAAUCCAAUCCUUUAUCACGGUAGGAUCAAAAGUCUGGCCGGGUGCCCAGGGGGUGAGACGGGCAGGAAUGUAGGAGGUACAAGAGUGUGGGCUCUCCAAGUUCAAAACUAAAUACACAGCCGCUUUAAGAGAGACUCACAGUGACAGGCGAGCUGAAGCACGUGUACAUCUACAUAUAGAGAGAAAACUGAGGACAUCUGUCUGCUGAGAAAGAGAGAGACAAUCUUUAAGUACGGUCUGAAAUGAGGAACAUCACGCGUCUCUUUGGGACGACCCGACCUGAAUGGGUCUCCUGUCUACAACUAUUGUUUUUGAUGCCCUUUUGGACCUGUUUAAAAGCACAGCAGUUAAAAAACACUAGAUGGCCACUGUAUUCUGGUAAGCCUUUGCUGUUGGCCUGGAACGCUCCUACUGAAGACUGUAGACCUCGACAUGAUGUCAAAUUCCAGUUGGAUCAGUUCCAAAUAGUGGCGUCACCAAAUGAGGGCUUCACCAAGCAAAAUCUCACCAUUUUCUAUCAUGACCGUUUGGGAUUGUACCCAUACUUUGAGGCAGACAGCACUGCAGUCUAUGGUGGCCUUCCACAGACCGCCAGUCUCACGCAACACCUAGAACGGAUGUCGGAGGGGCUCAAUAAGUAUAUCAAGGACCCGACAGCCAAAGGUCUCGCUGUGAUCGACUGGGAAGAGUGGCGGCCCCUCUGGAAACGUAACUGGGGCACUAAAGACAUUUACCGCGAGCGUUCAAAACAGUUAGUCACUGAGAAAAAUCCAACUUGGUCUCCGGAUCAGGUGGCCAAAGUGGCCCAGCAAGAGUUUGAGCUCUCUGCAAGGAAGUUCAUGUUGGAGACUCUUCGAUUGGCCAAGAGCUUAUGGCCCCAACAGCUUUGGGGGUUCUACCUUUUUCCUGACUGUUACAACCACAAUUACCAAAAUAACCAGAACUACACGGGACGCUGUCCGGAUGUGGAGGUCUCCAGGAACGACGAACUGAAGUGGCUGUGGACGGAGAGUACAGCUUUGUUUCCUUCCAUAUACAUGGGAAAACCGCUGAAGGACAAACUGUCCGGGCGGCAGUUCGUACGGAACCGAGUCAACGAGGGCAUGAGGUUGGCGUCUGUUGGGAACGGGUCAGCCAGACCUGUUUUUGUCUACACACGGCCCACUUACCUAAGCACUACUCCAACUUCUAACGGCAACUCUCCUGAACUCCUGCUGCUGACAGAGAUGGAUCUGGUGUCGACUAUCGGCGAAAGCGUGGCGUUGGGUGUAGCGGGCGUGAUCCUCUGGGGUGACUCCAACUAUGCUAGUAGUCAAGCGGCUUGUUCUAAUCUUAAUGAAUACCUGCGAGGGCCGUUGGGUCGUUACCUGCUAAACGUGACGUCGGCCGCCGAGCAGUGCAGCCGAAACCUCUGUGGAUUCCGCGGUCGCUGCCUUCGCAAACGCUCCGACACGGACACCUACCUGCAUGUCAGUCCAGACACACACCGCAUAGAGCGCCAAGGAAACACGCUUCAGGUUAUUGGCCGGAUGGGACCAGAAGAACUGAGCCGCUUACAGGACGAGUUCCACUGUCAGUGCUACAACGGGUUCUUGGGCGACGACUGUGGCCGAAGUAAGGCUGGGAACAGAGCGACGGUGGUCUGGACCACCUUUAUGCAAGUUCUGCUGUUACCGCUUUUCUUGAUGGGGUUCCUACACUGAGGAGUUCGAUAAAACCGAUUUGAGAACAAACGCCGGACCUUCUCAUCAAGAGAUGCGUGACGUUGACGGCAGGAAGGCCCUUCGUUCGCUAGAAUCGAAAGAGGACACAAUUGGAGCAGUUGAAAACACACAAGCUAACUCUGUGGACUAAAUGUGCAGCACAGUGUGGUUCUGUUCGAGUAGAUCGCCCCCUGCUGCAGGGGAGGCUGAACUGCGGCAGGCAAAAGUAUGUUUGUUUGUUUUUUUAGCUAGAAAUUAUGUUUGUGUGUGAAAGUCUUAUCUUGUUUGUGUGCUUUUUAUUUUAUUUUUUAUAAAUGAUGUGGUGGUUUCAGCUGUAUGGAGCCCCGCACAUAACAUGCGAGGGAAAAAUAUGUAUAUAGUGGCCACAAAUUAACAAUUAACUUACUAAUACAUCAGCACGUUUUACUAAUUUGUUCCCUCAUUUGAAGUAAAUCAUGCGCACAAUAUAAUAAUAAUUCGCUCCCUCGUUUUACUAAAUCGUGGCAACGUUGUAAUUAUUUGUUCCCUUGUUUUAGUUAGAUCAAAACAAGAGAAAUAAUUAGCUCAACUAAAACAAGAAAACGGAUUCUUAAUUUGUGGCCACGAUAUAUAUAUUUGUCUGCAUGUCCUGUGCUGGGUUCCGUAUAGCUGUCAUUCGAGACAUUUUACUACUUUGCCUUCUUUAUACCGGCACAAAACCAGUUGUGACCUUAUUUCUGUUGUGCGUCACAUACCAGCUCCUUAAAAGGGACAAAUGUUGCUACUUGCAACGCUGCUGCCUCCAUUAAAACCUCAUUUGGGCUGAAUGUCAUGAAACCUGUUUUCUGUCUCACAUUUCACCACAAAAUUAAAAGAACCUAGAGAAA